Molecule: messenger RNA, 1204 nt
Organism: Xenia sp. Carnegie-2017
Lineage: Eukaryota; Metazoa; Cnidaria; Anthozoa; Malacalcyonacea; Xeniidae
Exons: 2
Coding region: 77-1204 (375 amino acids)
Source: RefSeq, a predicted model, not a curated record
ACAUUCCCAUUUCUUUAUCAUCAAGCAAAAGCAUCAUGUAGUUGGUUGCGUCUUUAAUGUUUCUGAAUUUGUGAAGAUGGAGUCAAAAGAAGAAAGGAAUAACUACUACAUGCAGAAAAUACUUACAGAUGUCGUUGAAAAGAAACUUGCUGAUUUAUUUAUCCAAGAAUGGGACAAACAUUACAAAAAUUCUCUUGGACAAUGGGAAAAUACAAACGUUAGUGGUCAAAAGUUGUUCAAUAUUGAAAAAACAAAAAAGAAACCUCAUGACAAACAUAUUCUGCAAACUUUUCAAGAUGGUGACACCAGUAAGUGGGAUUGUACAACACUGUUCGCAGCAAUACUGUUUUCCAACUCAGUUGGAACAAAUCUUGACCCAAAAGUUAGAGAUGCAGUAAAUGAAAUUCGUAAUGUAAGAAACAAAUUGACCCAUGUAAAUAAAGGUAAAGUAUCUGAUACCGAAUUUCACAAAAUGGUUGGUGAUAUUGAAAAGUCACUUAAGUAUCUAGCAUUUUCAUUCACUGAAAUUAAUGAAAUUAAAUGUCAACGAAACAAAUUUAAUUCAUUUCAAGUAAUUCCUUGCAAACCAAAUCACGAUGUGGUUAAACGUACAGAGUUACUUAAUCAAAUCACAGCAGAUCUCAAUAACUUGCGCAGUACUAACAAUAAUGAACUGACAUAUUACUAUAUUUCUGGUAAUCCUGGCAGUGGUAAAUCUCAAUUAGCCAGACAAAUUUGCGACAAAAUGUUUAACUCUGUUGACUGGGAAAAUAAAACUACAUUUGUGAUGACACUCGAAGGAAAAGAUGCUGACUCUCUCUUAAAAACUUAUAAUGAACUUUGUCAACGUUUGAACAUCAAUGAACAUUUUAUUGAAAAUAUUAUAAAAAAGAUAGAAAGCAGCGAAGACAGAAUCAAACAAUUUCAUUUCCUGCUGACACAAAAACUGAAAUCUUGGAAAAUAUGGUGGAUUGUUGUAGAUAACGUGGUUGAACUUGAUAAAAUUUAUCCAUUAUUACCUCAAGUUGGUGAUCAUAAUUGGAAGAAUGGACAAAUUAUAGUAACUGUUCAAAACACAGAUGCUAUACCACCAGAUGGAAAUCUAAACAAACACAUUUCAAUUAGUCAUGGUAUGAAUGAUAAAGAAUGUCGUCAGCUUCUAUCUGUCUAUACCGAUAUUCAUAAUCAUGAUGAAGAGUUUUGA